AAAGUAAUAUAUGGCAGAAAUUAUUCGAUUGGAUUAAGAUAAAAAAAAUUGUAUAAAAAUCGUAUUUUUUUGUGGCAUCGGCAAAGUUAUAAUCUGCAUCUUUUAGUGAGAGAAAACUCAAAAUGAAGCUGUUAAUUCUAGCCGCCACCCUCAUUGUGGCCAUAAAUGCCAAUUUAUCUGCCUUUGAGCAAUGGACCAGUUUUAAGGCAACACACAACAAAUUUUACAACGUUAUUGAGGACAAACUUCGUUUUGCUGUUUUCCAAGAGAAUCUCCGCAAAAUCGACGCACACAAUGCUAAAUACGAAAAGGGAGAAGAAACCUACUACAUGGCUGUUAACAAAUUCGCCGAUUGGUCCAGCGCAGAAUUCCAAGCCAUGUUGGACCGUCAGAUGGCUAACAAGCCAAAACAAUCCUUCAUUGCAAAACACGUAGUCGAUCCCAAUGUCCAAGCUGUAGAAGAAGUUGAUUGGAGAGAAAGUGCUGUUUUGGGAGUCAAAGAUCAAGGACAGUGUGGAUCAUGCUGGGCUUUCAGUACCACCGGAUCCCUCGAAGGUCAACUCGCCAUCCACAAAAAUCAACGUGUUCCUCUCAGUGAACAAGAAUUGGUAGACUGUGAUAAGGUAAACGAUGGUUGUGACGGAGGUUUGAUGACAGAUGCCUUCUUUUAUAUUGAACAUCAUGGUCUUUCAUCAGAAGAACAAUACCCCUAUACAGGCGUAGAUGGUCAUUGCAAUCAUGUAAAAGACAAACAAGUCUCUUCGAUCAGUGGUUACGUCGAACUUGAUGAAACUGAAAGUGCUCUAGCUGAUGCUCUCGCUAAUGUUGGUCCAGUGUCAAUAGCUGUCGAAGCUGAUACAUGGCAAUUCUAUUCAGGUGGAGUUUUCAACAAUAAAAAUUGUGGAGACGCUCUUAACCACGGUGUUCUUGCUGUGGGAUACACUAAAGAUGUCUUCAUCGUUAAAAACUCAUGGGGAACAGGCUGGGGUGAACAAGGUUACAUCAGAGUUGCCCGUGGUAGCAACUUAUGUGGUAUUAACCUCAUGAACUCUUACCCCAAGUUGUAGAUAACAGUUAAUGAAAAGUGAUAUAUUUAUAAUAAUAAAUGAUAUAAAUUACA
Molecule: messenger RNA, 1120 nt
Organism: Diabrotica virgifera virgifera (western corn rootworm)
Lineage: Eukaryota; Metazoa; Arthropoda; Insecta; Coleoptera; Chrysomelidae
Product: cathepsin L-like proteinase
Exons: 5
Coding region: 123-1067 (314 amino acids)
Biological process (GO): immune response
Cellular component (GO): lysosome
Molecular function (GO): cysteine-type endopeptidase activity
Source: RefSeq, a predicted model, not a curated record